Messenger RNA from Cladocopium goreaui, 255 nucleotides. The record is from the annotation of a GenBank genome assembly. NCBI's taxonomy places the organism in Eukaryota, Dinophyceae, Suessiales, Symbiodiniaceae.
GACAUUGUCUUCAACCGGGAGAAAUUGGAAUCCUCCAAGGAGGACCUUCCAGCCUUUGUGAAUGCUCGGCUUUGCUUCAAGGCCGAAGGUGCUGAAGCCGAAAAGUACUACAAGGCCAUGGACCCUUCGCCGGAGCAGUGGAAGUACGACGCUGGCGCACCGUUGAAAUCUCCUCGCAGCCCUCGUGGAGACACCGAGCCUCCGGCGCCCAAUGCACCCGGAAGUGCCGUGCCGACCAGUAUGAAGUACAAACCC